Trichoderma harzianum CBS 226.95 is the source of this 546-nucleotide messenger RNA. RefSeq lists its product as hypothetical. The record is from RefSeq and is a predicted model, not a curated record. Bases 1 to 546 code for a protein of 181 amino acids. The transcript is spliced from 4 exons. NCBI's taxonomy places the organism in Eukaryota, Fungi, Ascomycota, Sordariomycetes, Hypocreales, Hypocreaceae.
AUGGUCGCCUCAAUUAUUACUUCGGUGGUUCCGUACCACAUCAUCUCAUACGGCACCCUGCUGGGAACAACAUUCUUUCAUUCCUUCAUCAAUGGCAUCGUCAUGUUCCGAACCGUCGACAGGCCAUCCUUCUCCGCCGUCCAGAGCAAAUUGUUCCCCAUCUACUUCGGCAUGCAAACCGCCAUCCCCGCGUUUCUCGCUCUGACAUUCCCCGGAAACUCCCUCUUGGGCAUCAAGGGUGGCAUCAGCGGCCUGCUUGAGGCUCCCAACAAGUGGAGCUCCUUGGUGCCCAUCGCAGUCAUGUUUGUCAGCGGCCUCUCCCAGCUUGCCGUGCUGCUUCCCGCCACUAUCAAGACCAUGAAGGACCGCCGUGGACAAGCCAAGCGAGACGGACAGGAGUGGUAUGACAAGGAUACAAAGUCGGAUGAGAUGCGUGCCCUCAACAAGAAGUUUGGUAUCCUGCACGGCAUCUCUUCGCUCGUCAACCUUGUCGAGUUUGUUGCCCUUGUGGGCUACGGCUUCACGCUGGCUGCUCGCAUCCAGUAA